CCACGGGGACUCGAAUCGUGUUUUACAGACUGCUUUCAUUUGCAACCAUAAAACUAUGAGCUCGCCGUCGGAGAGGGGUUCAACUAUCGGGGUUCUCGGGCAGAUGUCAGUGCUGUUGGCUGUUUGAUCCGAAGCUCCAACGAGUGUUUCUUUAAGUGCGUGUGUGGAGUUUUCCUGCACCGGGUGAUAGGAGGGGUUGGAGAGUGACGCUGGCUGCGCCUUGGUGCUGAGCGGAGCGCUCACCUGCAGAUGAGAGAGCCGGGGAAACUCGGGGCAGAGCUGCAGCACACUCACGGAGCGCACGGAGGGACGUAAGGAGCAGUCUGACCAAGCAGUGGGGGGGAAUUAAACAAUUACUGGAGAAGAAUCACGGAACGACCCUCUCUCUGGUUCCUUGUCCAGGCUGCUUUCACUCGCUUGCUCGCCACCAUGAGAACUGACUUCGCUCUGGUCCUAACAGCAGCCCUUCUUCUGGACACAUUCUGGAGGAAUAAUGGGGAGCAUGCUUCCAAGGGUCUCUGCCGACCGGGCUUCUCACAAAGCUUCUACUCUGUGCUCAUUUCAAAGGAUAUACUGCAAGGCCAGGGUCUACUCAAAGGUACCACAGUACCGUCACAAAAAGUGAAAUUUGACGACUGCAUGGGGAAUGAAGCUGUGGUUUUCCAGAGCAGUGACCCCAUCUUCAGUGUGAGGACAGAUGGAUCCAUCUUUGCCCAGGGAGAAGGAGCCAAUCUGGACGAACCAGUCCAGUUUAAACUGACAGCAAGUGGUCCGCACACACAUGUCUGGGAGACUAUGGUCCAACUGGCACUGAUUGAUCCGCCAUCACGUCAACAAAAUGAAAAUGAGGUCACAAAGGACGAGGGGAGAGUCGCUGAGAGGAAAGAGAAGAAGGAGGUGUUCCAGUCUCCACCUACUGUCAUCAUGUUCUCAGGGUCUGCCCUCAACGGCACCAAGGGUCUACGGAGGCAGAAGAGGGACUGGGUGAUCCCACCAAUCAAUGUGGCAGAAAAUUCUCGAGGACCAUUCCCUCAGAUGCUCGUCAGUAUUCGUUCAGACCAGGACCAGGACAUCUCGAUCCGAUACAGCAUCACUGGAGUUGGAGCAGAUCAACCACCCAACGAGGUGUUCAAUAUCGACCCUGUGCUUGGGAAGAUGUUCGUCACCAAACCUCUUGAUCGAGAACAUCGCUCUUCUUAUCAUCUGCGAGCCCAUGCUGUGGACAUGAAUGGGAACCAGGUCGAGAACCCCAUCGAUCUGUACAUCUUCGUCAUCGAUAUGAAUGACAACAGACCUGAGUUCAAAAACCAGGUUUACAAUGGCUCUGUGGAUGAAGGCUCUAAACCAGGAACGUACGUGAUGCACCUGUCAGCAUUCGAUGCCGACGACAACACCACGGCUAAUGGAAUGGUGCGCUAUCGAAUCCUGUCCCAGACACCACACAGCCCAAUCCCUAACAUGUUCACCAUCAACAGCGAGACUGGGGAUAUUGUGACAGUGGCGCCUGGUCUUGAUCGAGAGAAAGUGUCCCAGUAUACCAUCAUCGUGCAGGCCACGGACAUGGAGGGCAACCUGAACUUUGGCCUCUCCAACACAGCCACUGCCAUCAUCACUGUCACGGACAUCAACGACAACCCUCCCAUGCUGACCUCCAGAACUUUUUCGGGUGAGGUCCCAGAGAACCGAGUGGAUGUCGUAGUGGCCAAUCUGACAGUUAUAGACGCCGAUCAACCGCACUCGCCCAACUGGAACGCCAUCUACAGAAUCAUCAGCGGUGACCCAUCUGGGCAUUUUACCAUCCGCACCGACCCUGUCUCCAAUGACGGCAUGGUCACCGUGGUGAAGCCAGUAGACUUUGAGAUGAACCGUGCCUUCAUGCUGACGGUGGUGGUGUCCAACCAAGCCCAUCUAGCUAGUGGCAUCCAGUCAUCGCUCCAGUCCACAGCGGGGGUCACCAUAUCUGUCCAGGACGUCAACGAACCCCCCUACUUCCCCACAAACCCGAAACACAUCCGCUUCGAGGAGGGCGUCCCUGCCGGCACCAGCCUGACAACGUUCUCAGCCUCAGAUCCCGAUCGACUUCAGAUGCAGCAGCUAAUCAGGUAUUCAAAGCUGAAUGACCCAGCGGACUGGCUGUCCAUCAACAGAAGCAACGGUCAGAUAGUAACCACGGCGAUGCUUGACCGGGAGUCCAUCUACGUUAAAAACAAUAUAUAUGAAGCCACAUUUCUGGCAACAGACAAUGGCUCGCCUGCUGCCAGCGGCACCGGCACACUGCAGAUCUAUCUGAUAGAUAUUAAUGACAACCCCCCAGCCCUCAUACCAAAGGAGUCUCAGAUCUGUGAGAGGAUCAACAAGAACGUCCACGGUGUCAACAUCACUGCCGCUGAUGCUGACACGGACCCCAACGCUGGACCUUUCGUCUUCGAGCUGCCCAACUUUCCCACUAGCAUCCGACGCAACUGGACGAUUUCUCGGAUCAGCGGUGAUUAUGCCCGUCUGGGUCUCCGGUACCAGGUAUAUUUAGAGCCUGGAGUGUACGAGGUCCCUGUAAUUGUGUCCGACUCGGGGAACCCUCCUUUGUCUAACAGAUCAGUCAUCAAAGUGAAGGUGUGUCCCUGCGAUGAAAACGGAGACUGCACCACUCUCGGGGCCGUGGCAGCCGCUGGCCUGGGAACCGGAGCCAUCAUCUCCAUCCUCAUCUGCAUCAUCAUACUGCUCAGCAUGGUGCUGUUGUUCGUGGUGUGGAUCAAGCGCAGGGAAAAGGAGAGGCAGACGAAACAGCUGCUUAUUGACCCCGAGGACGAUGUCAGAGACAACAUCCUCAAAUAUGACGAGGAGGGAGGAGGAGAAGAGGACCAAGACUAUGACCUGAGCCAGCUGCAGCAGCCCGACUCCCUAGAGCACAUCAUCAGCAAGCCACCUGGUGUCCGCAGGGUGGAUGAACGUCCCAUCAUCCCCGAGUCCCAGUACCCCAUCAGACCCGUCGUGCCCCACCCUGGAGACAUUGGGGACUUCAUCCAUGAGGGUCUGCGAGCGGCAGACAACGACCCCACGGCUCCUCCGUAUGACUCCCUGCUGGUGUUCGACUACGAGGGCAGCGGCUCCACCGCCGGCUCAGUCAGCUCCCUCAACUCCUCCAGCACGGGGGACCAGGACUAUGACUACCUCAACGACUGGGGCCCCCGCUUCAAGAAGCUGGCCGACAUGUACGGAGGAGGGGAUGAUGAUUAAAUUUGUCCGGUCACACAUGCACACGCACCCUCGUCCCGUCAGCUGGCCUGCCAUGCUCUGUUCCGCGGGGCUACUACACCCUAACUGAACACACGUUAACUCUGACAUGUUCACACUGACCAACUGACUGUCCAACCAACCAAUCAAGUUACCCACCACAGAGGACCAGUGCCAUGAGUCAGUUUCGGGUGCUCUUCUCAACCGUCUCCUGCUCUAAGCCUGUCUAAGACUGAAAUGGAAGCUCUGAUUCGCAGGCUUCUCGUAGUGUGCAUUCUCAAACUCUUGUGCUUUUGUUUCAUUUUAAGUCUCACCACUAGAUGUAGGUUUCAGUUACUUUUGUCAGAUUUUUUUUUAUACUUAAUUUUGUGUAGCUGGGUUUUUUUUCCCCCGUCCUCACUCCUUUUUGAUUCAAGCUGUUCCCUAUUCCUGAGGGUAUUCUCUUUUCCCUCGCUGUCAGCCCCUGCCUGCCUCUCCGAAGAAGCUUUAGGUUGAGCUGCUUGUUUUGUCUGAGGCAAACAAAAAGGAAAAUAAGAACAAGAACAUAGAUAUGAAAGUCGCUCCUGUGUGGAGAACCCUGGUUUAUUCUUUCUUGAACUUGAAUUACUUAGAACAGAAGCACUGUUGUUUAAAAAGUGCCUUCAGUGGUGCGUAUUUUAGCAGACUCCCGCUAACUCAGGAUUGGUUGCCAUUUUUUUGGGCUCACAGGCCCCCAUAGGACCCCUGACCCUUUAAUCCAGACCUCCCUUGUCAUUUCUCCCGUCCUACAGGGCUGUGGUAGCUGCGGGAGAUGUCAGUGCUGGUUUCAGAGGAGCAGUGACUGGCUUACGAGGGCGCUUUAUGUAGACGGACUGUACAUAGGCCUACAGUGUGUCUGUAAGUUAUGAACAAAUCGUUAACUUUUCAAGUCAGGCAUAUCUGUGCUCCUAAAUCACAGCCAACUUGAAUGUGGUUACUGAAAUCACAAAAACACCUAGUGGGACUGUCUUAGAGAAGAAAUGCAUUGUGUCUCCUUGUUUAUUGUGGCUUCAAUAGCAGCUGUGUUUGUUUUGAGCUCUUUGUGUUUAAACCUAAAACUUGAUAGGUUCCAAUUUUAAGUCCUUUGUGUUACAGUAUCGUUAUAAUUUUAUCGUAUAUGAAGUGCAAUGUGGGUUAUUUAAGGAGACUUUGCCUUUAAGAGCAUUAAGGUUUGCAUGUGUAUCCCGACACCCAGAGGUUAAUUAACAUGACACCAGUUAUUGUGUGUUAAAAGUGUCACCAAAACUAUAUAAACCAUUCAGAUAUGAAGGAGAAGAAGGCACUAAAAAACUUGAAAUGGCUCUGAUAAUGUCAUGUACAGAAUUGUGAGCUCACACGAGUCCCUUUCUCUCGCUCUCUUUUAUUUGCUUUUGUUGAUUCCCUGUUGUUUCUCGACUAACUUUUAAGAUACAAGCUUCGGUGCUGGUCCCUGUCACAGAAACUGGGGGGAAUUGAGCCUCAGCCAGGGACUUAGCGCCUUCGCAAUCUGUCUCUCUUCAGGCAACAUUUCAUUCAUCGGAAAUUUUCUCCUGAAAUUUUUUGGCUUCUAGUUCAAGAGGUUUUGAAAAGAACUUAGAGGAAAGAAGUCUGUAUGAAGUUCUGCACUUUAUCAAAGCAGAAAAGCAAAACUAAAGCUUCAGUAAUAACGCUUUCUCCAAGACAGACAUUUUGAAAGACAGUUUUGUUGUGACUUAAUGAAAAAGCAGCACUACCCGUGGGCUUUUGUAAUCACAUUUCAGGCCCCGGAACUGCUUAUAGAGAACUUGGGGGGGGGGGAUGCUUUUGUCUGUGUAUUAAAUUAUUUAAAUAUGCAAAACAUUUCACAGAGGGACCAGGGAGUUUCUGGAGAAUGACAAAGAUUUAAUCAUUCUUUAUCUGCUGAAUGCCCAUUGAAACACUCGUCUCAUGGUGGCUAGCUUAAAGUUGAUGCGGAUUCACCGGAUCUUUUAUUAAUUAUGACUUAAUUAAUUUGCUCCAUUGUGAUGAACGCUUGGAGGAAAAUCUCCAUAAUGACGUUCUUCAGAAGAUGUGAUGAAAAGGAUCCACCACUUGUACUCUUCUCUCUCUUGCUGCUUCUCAACUGUUCCUGGCUGUUUGGGGAUAAAAAUGAUCUUUAGUUUUAAUAAACGGCAAUGCAAACGGUAAAAAGAGCUUCAACGUGAAAAAGUACGUUUACUUUCAGAGAGGGUGGAAAGGAACUGACUUGUGACGAGAUAAAUGGAAAAUUUUAGCUGUUAAGUACAAAUGAAAAGAAAUGAAAAUGAGAGGGUGUUUGAACUAGAAAUAGGCAAAAGAACAUCAAAGUGUAAUUAAUAAGGUUAACAGGGUAGCAAUCUGUAGAUUUAGAUUCAUGGCUAGAUGGCUGUAAAUUGCCCCUUGCAUUGUAGAACCUGAAAGUGGCGAUAUUCAGGACAGCUGUCAGCUCAGACACGAGGAAAAGGAGUUUCUUACCACAGCUCACUGGUGGAUAAGCUCUUAUCUAUGCGACUCCUCCUCAGCCUGCAGAAUAUCCUCACAAAAUAAACACAGCUGUUACUUUCUGCUAUUUGUGAUUAUUUCUGACAUAUAAAUGUUGUAUAUACGGAACAUUUUUUUAUACAUUUGGUGACUUGAUUUCUCUGUUUCUGUGUGGUCUUUUUUUUCCCCCCGCUAUCAUUUUGUUUCAAACAAAUACUUGGCAAAUUCUAUUUCACAAAAAGCCAUGUGCAUUUAAGAGAAUCUAUGGGAUUCCGUUUGAGCUUACAGCCAUAUUCGUGUCGCUGUUCAAGUUUUGCUUCAUCUUGGUGAAAACGUUCCACUUCAGACCAACUUGUACAGUCCAGCACACACUCACUCCUCUAGGCCUUACUGUAUAUAUGUGAGUGUUCUAUAUUAUACGAGCUCGUUCAGCGUCGUUCUAAUUCCGCUGCGGAGCUGCAACAUUACUGACGGCCAUCCGGUGUCCACAGCAUUAAGACAUGCUUCAUGGAAUGAGACAUUCAGGCCAUAUUCAGGGCCGAGCAGAACCGGAGGCCCCACACACACUUUACACAAGGUAACUGACCUUUAUAACUGUGUCAUACGUACAUACAUAAUGCAAUGCCAUUAUGACACUGAAUGUUAUCAAUGACUCACAAUUACACACAGCAGCAAAUCAUCAGUGGAAUCGGCCAAACUUGACAGUCCAUUUAAAUGCAAUUUGUAAAGAGAAAUGAAGGGAGAUUGAUCAUUACUUGUUUCGUCCACUUGUCUUAUUGACUUUCCCCUCCUAAAAUGGGGGAAGAAUUAGCAAAUGAGAAUGAAGGAAGAACUAUUGCACUGCUGUAGUCCAACCCUGACUUCUGCCCGUCUGGUGUUAGUUAAAGGAUAUUUGGUCUCACUGUGGACACUGCCUGACCAUGGACACGUACAUGAUGGGAGCCUCCAAUAGAAGCCAAACUUUUGUCCUGCUAUGGCCGGAAUCUCAAAAACAGACAGCAGUGUUUCAUAUGAGUUCUCCGAAUAUUAUUCAAGUCCAAGUGUACAUAGUGUAGUAUUUGCUCGAAGCUAAACAGACAAAGUUAGACAAACUGUAACUGUACAAUUGGAGCUUUUUGCAUGUGUCUUUUUAUAAUGGACAGAUGAGUUCUAUUACAGUAACCAUACAACAUUUCAAAAAGUGUCGCAGCCCGCAUGUCGGAGGCUGCAGUCCAGAAGGGAUUCUGGUGUACCAUACUCGCAUAGCUUCAAAUGGAGGAGAAAAAAAACCUGAAAAAAUUAUUGCACAGUUAUUGAGUCAAAGACUUUUUUUGUAAAUUGUCAACAGCACAAAUAUUUUGUAUUGUUGUUUGUACCAUUUUGUAAAAAAAAAUUAAGGAAAAAAAAAGAAAAAAAAAAGGGAAGAAGUCUGUUGUUUCAAGCGUGUGUUUAUAGUGCCACUGCAAUCUUGGUUUCCAAAUACCGUACAGUACAUGCGCAGCCUUGCAGAUCAACCUUGUAAUAUAGACGCUGAGCUGGAGAUUCCCUGUCAGCACCAUGUGUUAUAAAUAAAAUUUCCCCUCCUUGUAAGAA
Molecule: messenger RNA, 7278 nt
Organism: Acanthochromis polyacanthus (spiny chromis)
Lineage: Eukaryota; Metazoa; Chordata; Actinopteri; Pomacentridae
Product: cadherin-4-like
Exons: 17
Coding region: 430-3234 (934 amino acids)
Biological process (GO): adherens junction organization; multicellular organism development; homophilic cell-cell adhesion
Cellular component (GO): catenin complex; plasma membrane; adherens junction
Molecular function (GO): cadherin binding; calcium ion binding
Source: RefSeq, a predicted model, not a curated record